Messenger RNA from Prunus armeniaca (apricot), 1584 nucleotides. NCBI's taxonomy places the organism in Eukaryota, Viridiplantae, Streptophyta, Magnoliopsida, Rosales, Rosaceae. The record is from the annotation of a GenBank genome assembly.
AUGCAUUCGAAUCACCUUCUUCUAGAAGAGCCCAUUCGGAUGGCUUCGAUUCUCGAGCCAUCCAAGGCUAGUUUUUUUCCCGCAAUGACGAAGAUUGUGGGUACGCUCGGGCCCAAAUCUCGAUCCGUGGAGGUUAUCGCUUCUUGCCUCAAUGCUGGAAUGUCUGUGGCCCGAUUCGACUUUUCAUGGGGAAACACGGAAUAUCACCAGGAGACGCUGGAGAAUCUGAAGGCGGCUGUGAAGAGUACUAAGAAGCUUUGCGCUGUUAUGUUGGACACUGUGGGUCCUGAGUUGCAGGUUGCUAACAAAACCGGGAAUCCUAUUUCACUCCUGGGAGAUGGCCUCGUUGUUCUGACACCAGAUCGCGGACAGGAACCAUCCUCAAAGCUGUUGCCCAUCAAUUUUGAUGGAUUGUCAAAGGCAGUGAAGAAGGGAGAUACCAUUUUUGUCGGCCAGUACCUGUUCACUGGAAGUGAAACUACUUCUGUGUGGUUGGAGGUUUCUGAAGUGAAAGGAGAAGAUGUUGUUUGUUCAGUAAAGAAUUCUGCAACAUUGGCUGGUUCAUUGUUCACUUUGCAUGCCUCUCAAAUUCAUAUUGACCUGCCUACUCUCUCUGCUCAAGAUAAGGAAGUUAUAAGCAGUUGGGGACUUCAAAACAAAAUUGACUUUCUCUCACUGUCAUAUACCCGGCAUGCAGAAGAUGUUCGCCAAGCCCGCGAGUUCCUUAAUAAGUUGGGUGACCUCAGUCAGACACAGAUUUUUGCUAAGAUUGAAAAUAUGGAGGGAUUAACCCAUUUUGAUGAGAUUCUACAAGAAGCUGAUGGUAUUAUCCUCUCCCGUGGGAAUUUGGGCAUUGAUCUCCCACCAGAAAAGGUCUUUUUAUUUCAAAAGGCUGCCCUUUACAAAUGUAACAUGGCUGGAAAGCCUGCCGUGGUGACUCGUGUUGUGGAUAGUAUGACUGACAACUUGAGGCCAACCCGUGCAGAAGCAACUGAUGUUGCAAAUGCUGUAUUGGAUGGAAGUGAUGCAAUUCUUCUUGGUGCCGAGACUCUUCGUGGUUUGUACCCUGUUGAUACCAUCUCUACUGUUGGUAGAAUUUGUGCCGAGGCAGAGAAGGUUUUCAACCAAGACUUGUAUUUCAAAAAGACUGUCAAAUAUGUUGGAGAGCCAAUGACACACUUGGAAUCUAUUGCAUCCUCUGCGGUACGGGCAGCCAUUAAGGUGAAGGCAUCUGUUAUUAUUUGCUUCACUUCUUCAGGAAGGGCUGCAAGAUUGAUUGCUAAGUAUCGGCCCACGAUGCCCGUUCUUUCUGUCGUUGUUCCUCGGCUCAAGACUAAUCAACUUAAAUGGAGCUUUACUGGAGCCUUUGAGGCAAGGCAAUCACUUUUAGUCAGGGGUCUUUACCCUAUGCUUGCUGAUCCUCGACAUCCUGCUGAGUCUACCAGUGCAACAAACGAGUCAGUUCUGAAGGUUGCUCUUGAUCACGGAAAAGCUUCCGGAGUGGUAAAGUCGCACGACCGAGUAGUUGUUUGCCAGAAAGUUGGUGAUGCCUCUGUUGUCAAGAUUAUAGAGCUUGAAGAUUAG